AUGUCCGACGUGAGCGACGUUGAACGUUUCGCGGAUCUUCGUGGUUGGAAUGCCUGCGAUGAGCUUCGUAUACCAUCGCCAACCCCAAGCGACAUCACUGAGUCCGAACAGGCUUUGAUGGAUCUGUUGUGGUAUCCCAACGUCGAAAUUCGCACACCAUCGCCAAACCCCAGUACCAACACUAACUCCGACGAUGUUCAGCACGAUCAGCCUUCCUCAGCCUGCAUCAUAUGUGGAGAGCUGGAAACCACACGAAAGUGCGCCCUCUGCAACGAUGUGUUGAUCUGCAGCAUGAACUGCCAGGAAGUCGCCGUUCGCGACGAUGUCGAGUCCAGACACUUCACUAUCUGUGUCAGCAAGAUCGACACCUCGGUGGUUUUGCGAACCGCCAAGACUCUCUACAAGGAUGUUUUGAGCAACAAAGUUCCUUCCGAUAUCGACACCAUCAAUGACUACCAUUUCCACUGGUUUGAUUCAUCUGCCAACGACAGGAAGUUUCUCAAAAUGUAUGUGGUAAUCAUCGGAACCAUGGACGUCACAGCACACGAAUUGGAUCUCUGGGUGAAGGAGGGGAAGUUGCUCGAGCGUAUCGCUAUGCUCUUUCACUCCUCCCCAAAGCUGGUCAGCCUCGAGGAUCUCAUGUGGCUCAAGGACACUCGAUUAUGGAGUGAAGGACUCAGCAAGACCGCGCGGGCCAUUUUCAAGGACAUAAUCGCUCGCAAGCAAAAGAAGCGUCAGUGA
Messenger RNA from Colletotrichum siamense, 741 nucleotides. RefSeq lists its product as uncharacterized. The transcript has a single exon. Lineage: Eukaryota; Fungi; Ascomycota; Sordariomycetes; Glomerellales; Glomerellaceae. Bases 1 to 741 code for a protein of 246 amino acids. The record is from RefSeq and is a predicted model, not a curated record.